Molecule: messenger RNA, 5539 nt
Organism: Rhinolophus ferrumequinum (greater horseshoe bat)
Lineage: Eukaryota; Metazoa; Chordata; Mammalia; Chiroptera; Rhinolophidae
Gene: SBSPON
Product: somatomedin B and thrombospondin type 1 domain containing
Exons: 5
Coding region: 103-897 (264 amino acids)
Source: RefSeq, a predicted model, not a curated record
CGCGCGCAGAGCCACCCGCAGCUUCCCGGCUGCCGCCGUCGGAGGCGCACAGAACUGGUUUCCAAGGUCUGCGGCGUCACCGGCGCCGCGGGAGCGCUGGUCAUGAGGACCCUGUGGCUGGCGCUGUGCGCGCUGGCGCGGCUGUGGCCCGGCGCCCUGGCAGGCUGCACUGAGGCUGGGCGCUGCUGCCCCGGCCGGGACGCCUCCUGCUUUGCCCGAGGCUGGAGGCUGGACAGGGUCUACGGGACGUGCUUCUGUGACCAAGCCUGCCUCCUCACCGGGGACUGCUGCUUCGACUACACCAGGGCGUGUCCAGCUCGCCCGUGCAUCGUGGGGGAGUGGAGCCCCUGGAGCGGCUGUGCAGCCCAGUGCAAGCCCAUGGCCCGCGUGCGGAGGCGCCUGGUGCAGCAGGAGCCGCGGAACGGCGGGGCGCCCUGCCCGGCCCUGGAAGAGAGAGCCGGCUGCCUGGAGUACACGACGCCGCAGGGCCAGGCCUGCGGGCACGCCUUCGUCCCGGCCUUUAUAACUACCUCCGCAUUCAACAAGGAGAGAACAAGACACGCUGCCUCCCCACAGUGGUCAACAGUCACGGAGGAUACCGGAUACUGUAUGGAGUUCAAGACCGAGUCAUUGACUCAUCACUGUGCACUGGAAAACCGACCCCUGACUCGCUGGAUGCAGUACCUCCGAGAGGGGUACACGGUGUGUGUCGAUUGUCAGCCUCCAGCUAUGAACUCUGUGAGCCUUCGCUGUUCCGGAGAUGGCCUGGACUCUGACGGGAAUCAAACUCUCCAUUGGCAAGCAAUUGGCAAUCCUCGAUGUCAAGGGACUUGGAAAAAAGUUCGGCGAGUAGACCAGUGUUCUUGUCCAGCUGUUCACAGUUUCAUUUUCAUAUAGAUUGCGAGGUAAAUAUUUCAAAAUGUGUUUGUAAACAGGCUAAAUGUUACCAAGUCAUGUUCAAUGCUUCAGAAACCUUCCAAACCUGUUUGGCUGAGUUCCUGAACACGUCAUUGCCACACUCUGAAGUGGAGAAAGAAAAUUUAGGGUCUGGUUCUCAAGAAACAGAGCACCUUUAUUUUUAUUUUUACUGAGUUGAGAACCCACCCUUAAGACUCCUGUGGUUUUGUGUUCUGACCUUCCAUAUAGAAUCCUCUCAUUCAACUGGUGUCUGUUUGCACCACAAUUACUACAACAUGGUGCAUUUAUUGGUGAAUAAGUUGUCAUGUAAGGGUAUCCACACUUUGAAUCUUGCAUUUUUUUCUUGCUAUUCUGUAACCUUCAGAACUUCUUGCUUGAAGGAUGUGUGCAGAUAUAUGUACACUUUCACACAUACCUUCCCCAUAGAUUAGUGCACAAAUUCUGAAAUAAUUAAUUUCAAGCAAAUUGUCACAAAUAACUUUCCACAGGACAAGUUGUUUAAGAUUUAGUAAGCAUUUUGUAAUAAAAAACUCAACAGCUAUGCUAAUAAUAUUUUUUUGCAAGUAUUCAGUUAAUUGAAAAGAGCAAAUGUUCAUUCAAGGCCAAUGAGUCCCUUUAAAUGUUAUACUUUCCAUGAAGACAAAUUUUGGCAGCCAUGAAUGGAAGAAUUGCUUUAAUUAUGAAAAUUCUACCAGCAUUAGCAUCUAAGAUUAUUUCCAAGGCUGAAGCCUGGAGCUGACUAAAAUAAUCUUUUGGAGUCCGAUGUUAAGUUUAGUUGAAGUAAACUUACUGCUUUUUUCUAGAGCAUACAUUUCCUUGUUUGGGGUAGAAGGCAAAAGCAUAGAUUACAGAAGGUAGAAAUUUUAUUACAAAUGCUAUGAUCUCACACACAUACACGCAGAGAAGUAUUAGUCUCCUUAUUUUUAUGAUUGGAAAAUCAGUGAACCGGAGACAAAGUGGCUUGUUUAAGGAUCUGGGAUGACAAGUCAUUCUGUAAGGCAGCCAUAGAGCCAAUUUCGGCUUCUCAUCCAGAACUCAGCUUCAGUGAAAAGCUUGACUAUGCGUAAAACUGUGCUGUAAAAGCUAAGCCCUUUGCAUUUUUUGAAAUAAAUUUUAAAUUCAAGAUAGUUUCUUUGGAGAAUUGAAUCUUAAUAUUUAAACUAUAUGAAAUUCCCUCAGUUUCAUUUGUAUAAAAUAUUAUUCACUAACAAAUGAUUUACUACAAUAUAUAUUUCUCAGUACUUAUGUUAAUGACAGGACAAUAGCAAGCUUCAUAGGGAUGGAAAAGUCCCCCAAUAUUUAAUGCUGAGAGUAGCAACAUUUGUGACCAUAUAUAUAUUCAUUUAACUGUCAAGAGUUGUUUUUAUGGUAAAUUAAACUCUUCAGAAAUUAAUAAAUAAAAAAUUUGAGUCUCAUCAAAGUUAAGAACUUCAAUUAAUAGUUCAGCAUUAACAUUUGAAGACCAUUUCUGAUGUUUGUAAAUCAAGAGUUUUGAAACUAUACCUGGGGAAUUUUCAAUGUGACUUAAAAUUUUUAUACUAGUAAAUAAACUUUCUGUACACAUUUUAAAAAGCUUUUUACUUGUUUGACUAGAAAAUACCCAAAUGUUCUGGAUUGAUCAAAUAAACAAAAUCUCACCAAAAUAGAACGAAACAAAAAAACCCCUUCAGAAUUGACUAACAGCAAUAAAACUAUGAUGCAGUUAUGGUUCCAAUAUGUUAAAACAUUUAACAUAUUUCAGUUGCAUAAAAUCAAUUUUUCACUGUAUGCAUUUAUUUUUAGUGCCUGGCCAUUAAUUAGUUUCAUAUUGAAGUCAAUUUUUGGAAUUUCUAUUUUUGAGAAGAAUUUCAUAGGCUGGCUGACUUACCUAUUAGAUAACGGUUUUGAGAUGCUUGUUAUUAAUUCUAGGAAAGCCCAAGGAAACAGUUCAGAACUGAAAGAUGUAGUCCCAGUGAUUAAUGAAGAACCAAAAGUUUUUAUUUUCAAAGUUAAAUAUCAAAGUAUUUAAUUCUCUUUUAAUAAGCACCUUCGAGCUAGGGUCCUUUUCACAUGCACUAUAUGCAAUGAGUGACGGACCUUAGAAUUACUUAAUCGACCGACUUUUAAAAGUGCAUGUGGAAAGUAAUUAGAACAAAAAUAAAUACACCCACUCAGGAGAGAAGGGGAAAGAAAUUAGGGAUGGUGCUCAUUUAGAAAAGUGAAAAAAAAAAAGUAGAAAAAGGAACAAGAACUAUAAUCACGCUAUUUUUUUGUAGGUUCUUUCUUGGGAUGUUUUUAUCCAAGAAUGUUGAAAGCAAUAAUUUGUUGUUUACUUCUGUCAUAAAAUUUUUAGUUAGCUGUCUUUUCUAGGUAUACACAAAAAUGAGGCAAAAUAAAUCUGGUUCUGCCUUCUAAGAAUAUUCUAGUGAAAGUUCAUAUAUAUGACUGCAAGCUAAUGUAGAAAGCAAAGCCUUGAGGUAGAAGCACAUCAGAUGAAGAGCAUAUUGAGAGAAAAGGGAAAUUUCUUUUAAUAUCAAGGUGACAUGGACACGUUAACACUCUUUCCUUCCCACUGAGGUUGCAGGAUUUACAAAAGAGAAUAGGUUCAUAACAGAUGAGAAGGGGGAAGGGUGGAAAUCAGCCCCGAGAUUUUGAAGAACUUUUUUGAAGACUGAAAGAAAAUAGGAUUCCACUGAUGGAUAAACCAGAAUGGAGGGACCAUACCUUUUAAAAUAUGUAGAAAAGAAGGUGGAAUCAGAGGUGGCAGCCAUUCUUCCUGUGGUGGGGAGGUCCCACUAAGCACCAAACAACGAAUUUUUUUAAAAACCCCCAUCCUGGGAGACAAAUUCGUGAAAUUUAAAACCUAGAACUCAAAGGCAAGGGCCAGCAGACCACAGGCUAAAUUUUGCUGGUCGUCUGUUUUUGUAAAUCUAGUUUUAUUGGAACAUAGUCACACCCAGUCAUUCAUAUAUUUGUGUCUAUGACUAAUUUCGAGCAGAGCUGACAGAGACCGAAUGGCCCACAAGGUCUAAAAUACUGUAUCUGGUCCUUUACAGAAAGUUUAUCCACCCUCUGGCUUAGACCAUUAUUACCUUUAAUGUUAAUUACUGACGUGGUUGGAUUCAGGUGUACCAUUGUUUUUUUCUGUUUAUCCUUACGGUUUUAUUUGCUUCUGUUUCCCUUUCCCCCACCUUUUGCUUUCUUUUGGAUUAUUUGAAUAAUUUUUAAUAGCGAUUGGCUCUGUAUCUGUAUUCUUUUAAACGGGUGCUCUAGGGGUUUUAAUAUCAUCCCUAACUUUGCAGUUUAUUUGAGUUAUUAGUCUUAGUGUCACACUGUAUUAAAUGGGCAAAGUCUUGCAGCCAUUGACUGGAAACAACUCUGAGAGCCUGAAUACAAACCCACAACGGACAGACCUUGUAUGACAAACUGACCCACGAGCUCUGCAGCAAGCGUGGAGGACGCCGAGGUAAACUACAGCAAUGCCCCCAGAAUGGCAGGACAUGGUUGAUGGCUGCCAACAUCCUUGCAACUCAGAACCAAUUAGAGAAAGCCAAAACAAGCACACAAGAUGCCUGCUGCUGGCUGGCCAGCUCCCAGCUUCCUCAUGCCAAAACCUCCAGCCAGAGCUGGCCUGAGCCUUCUCUGGUUUUCACUCCAAAGCUUUCCCACUAUAAAUCUCUGCCCAUCGCUCGUGAUGGACCCCCUGGCUACAGCAAGCUCUGAGUAAACAGCCUGUUUGUUCUCAUUUCUGAGCGGUCAUCAUUUAUUCCCACAACUCAAAUGCCCAAUGGCAUAAUAGGUAAAUAAUUGUGAUAUAAUCACACAACACAUUACUGUAUAGAAAUAACAAUGAACAAGCUACAGUUACAUAUGACAUAUGCUGAGUGAAAGAAAAAAAUAGCAAAGAAUAGAGAGAGUAUUGAAUUUCCUUAAAUGCCUCAAGUCACAAAAACAGGACAUUCUCACAGCCUGUGCAGACUGGCUCUGAGGUGGGGUACGCCAAUGCCUAGCCAGCCACCUACAACGCGGCCUUAGCCUUCACCCCCGGCACGUGUGCUGCCCAGAGAGCGUUCAAAGAUGGAGGCGUUGGGCCUCCAGGUCUUUUCUGAGACGGUCCAGUUCUGGGCACGUGCACAGCCUUCUAGUGCCCUGAUUUUCUUGAGUUCUUCAAAACCCUUCCUUACCCCAUGUAGCUUCCUCCCCAGGACUUCUGGUCUGUCUGCAGCUUGUAGGCCCUGUUUUUAAAGCCCAGAGAGUUCAGAAGGGGCAAAACAAAGGCCAACCUCUGAAUUAAGCCGUCAGGGAACUGCCAGACAGGUCAACACACACAACCACAAUUCUGGGAGUACAGGUCUGCGUUGACCCCUCUGGCCCCAUCAAGCUGCACCAAAUAACGGGCUGCUGUCCUCACAAGUGGAGUAAGCAAAGACACCAAAUCACCUUACCAAAAUGAAAGAGUGGUGGUUGCCAGGGGUUGGAGGAAUGAUGUAAGAGAUGCGGCAACGGGAGGGGUCUGGCGCUGGAACUGUUCAGUAUCUUGCCUGAGGUGGGAGGUACAGACACCUACACAAAAGAUGUAUUAUUUAGAACUACUGCGUUUUCCCGGAAGUAAGACCUAGCCGGGCCAUCAGCUCUAAUCUGU